AUGGAUCGCUCCCGCGGGUCCUCUAGUGAGGCUGUCUCUGGCCUCAAGCGGGGGCGGGACGGAUCUGGUGACGCCGCUGCGGAUCUAGAGUAUGAGGCGUCGCUCCGCGCUAAGCUCCAGGCCUCGCGCAACCAAUCCUGGAACAGCAGCCUGGGCUUCUGCAACUGGCAAGGCGUGGUGUGUAGCCACCGGAGGCCAAUGCGGGUGGUGGCUCUGACAUUGGAUGGCACCGGCCUUGUCGGACGACUCUCGCCCGCCAUCGGGAACCUCACAUUCCUGCGGAUGCUCAACCUGAGAUCCAACUCGUUCCAUGGGGGCAUUCCGGCUAGCCUUGGCCGCCUCCGCCGCCUGCGGUGGCUCUACUUGGACACGAACUCCUUCUCCGGCACAAUCCCUAUGAACCUGAGCGCCUGCAUCAGCAUGAUCAAAAUGAGACUGGACAACAACACGCUCGGCGGGCCCAUCCCGCCUGAACUCGGCGAGAAGCUAACAUCCCUAGAAGUGAUCACACUGAGAAACAACAGCUUCACAGGGCCCAUCCCGACGUCAUUGGCCAAUCUGUCCCGUCUACAAGCCGUGUCCCUCGCCGAUAACCAGCUCGUGGGCUCAAUCCCACCAGGGCUCGGCAGCAUCCAGAGCAUGCGAUAUUUCGGUCUCUUCAACAACCUCCUCAAUGGUACGUUCCCACCUUCUAUCUACAACUGUUCAUUGCUGGAAGCAUUUGAUGUAGGGCAAAACAUGCUGUCCGGAAGCAUUCCGGAUGACAUAGGAAGCAAGUUCCCCAAGUUGAGAUAUCUUGGCACGGGUGGUAAUCACUUUACGGGGACCAUCCCUUCUUCAAUACCCAACAUGUCUUCCCUUGUAAGACUUAGCCUCGUGCAGAAUAACUUUAGUGGGUACGUGCCUCCCACGUUGGGGAAGCUGGGAGCCCUUCAAGAAGUCAAUUUGGCAGUCAAUAAGCUUGAAGCCAAUGGCAACAAGGGGUGGGAAUUCAUUACUUCUCUAGCAAACUGCAGCCAACUACUGCGACUGUCAUUGAACUUCAAUUCAUUUGGAGGACAACUACCGGGUUCAAUAGUGAACCUCUCAACGACUCUACACACCUUAAGCUUAAGUGACAAUAUGAUCUCAGGGAUUAUUCCUGCAGACAUAGGCAAUCUGGUUGGUCUCGAAACACUUGGGAUAGCGGUCAAUUCCAUAUUUGGAGUGAUUCCAGAGGGCAUUGGUAAGCUAGAGAAUUUGAUUGAGCUAUUAUUGUACAAUACUAGCUUGUCUGGCCUCAUACCGUCGUCGCUAGGGAACCUUACGCGGUUGAAUCAGCUUGCUGCACGUAAUGCAAACUUGGAGGGGCCGAUUCCGGCAAGCCUGGGGGAGUUGAAAAAUCUCUUUGCACUUGAUUUGUCAAAGAAUUACCAUGUUAACGGUUCAAUACCAAAAGGGAUUUUCCAAUUAAUUAGCCUUUCUUGGUAUUUGGACUUGUCAUACAAUUCCCUUUCUGGACCCCUUCCUAAUGAAGUUGGUAACUUGGGAAACCUUAACCAACUGAGUCUAUCAGGAAACCAGUUGUCCGGAAUGGUACCUGAUAGUAUUCAUAAUUGCAUAGUGCUGGAAGAGAUAUUCUUAGACAACAAUUUCUUUGAGGGAAGCAUACCUCGGUCACUGACAAAUAUACAGGGGCUCAGUAUAUUAAACUUGGACAUGAAUGAGUUCUCUGGCGAGGUGCCAACCGAAGGUGUUUUCAGAAACAUCACUUACUUAGCAGUUGCUGGCAAUGUGAAUUUGUGUGGUGGUACACCUCAACUUCACCUGGCUCCAUGCUCCAUAAGGAAGAACAAAAAAAAGAUGUCAAAGUCUCUUGUAAUUUUUAUAGCAACCUCUGGAGUAAUCAUGUUCUCUCUAUCAGUUAUUCUUCUUCUUUGGAUAUUGUGCAAGAAACUCAAACCAAUCCAGAUGAUAUUAGCGCGGAAUUCAAUUGUAGAUGACCAGUAUGAGAGAAUCCCCUAUCAUGCAUUACUGAGGGGAACUAACGGAUUUUCAGAAGUCAACUUGCUUGGGAGAGGAAGUUAUGGUGCGGUUUAUAAGUGUGUUUUGGACAAUGAAGAAAGAACAUUGUCUGUCAAGGUGUUUAAUCUUAGUCAAUCUAGGUAUUCCAAGAGUUUUGAGGCUGAAUGUGAGGCCAUGAGAAGGAUACGACACCGUUGUCUCAUCAAGAUCAUUACAUCUUGUUCAAGCAUCAACCACCAAGGUCAAGAGUUCCAGGCAUUGGUUUUUGAGUUCAUGCCCAAUGGUAACUUGGAUAGUUUGCUUCAUCCAAGAUGCCAAGAACCCACUAUAGACAACACACUCAGCCUUGUCAAGAGGCUUGAUAUUGCUGUCGAUAUUGUGGAUGCAGUAGAAUAUCUGCACAACUACUGUCAACCAUUGGUAAUACAUUGUGAUCUUAAGCCAAGCAACAUUCUUCUUGCUGAAGAUAUGAGCGCACGAGUUGGAGACUUUGGCAUAUCAAAGAUCCUUCAAGAAAAUACAAGAGAAGGGGUGCAAACUUCAUAUAGCUCAAAUGGAAUUAGAGGUUCUAACUUUAUAUUUUAUUUACUUUUCAAGUGCGGAGAAGGCUCUACGAUCUCAACAGUUGGUGAUAUUUAUAGUCUUGGCAUAUUGCUGCUUGAGUUUUUUACUGGAAGGAGCCCAAUAGAAGGCACGUUCAGAGAUUCAUUGGAUCUGCACAGGUUUGUCGAGGAUGCUCUUCAAGACAGAACCUUUGAGAUAGCUGACCCAACAAUGUGGCUGCAUAGCGGACAAUAUGAUAACACUGCAAGUAUCAUAAUCGAGGAGUGCUCGUUCUCGCUCUUCAGGCUUGGUAUAUCCUGCUCUAAGAAACAACCUCGAGACCGAGCAUUGACAAGAGAUGCAGCGGUUGAGAUGCACGCAAUCAGAGAUACGUACGUGAAAUUUACAGGCGAGCAUGGAGCAGAAAGAGAGGCCUCGACUCGAGAAAUUCAGAACAUGGUUGAAUAA
Molecule: messenger RNA, 3015 nt
Organism: Triticum dicoccoides
Lineage: Eukaryota; Viridiplantae; Streptophyta; Magnoliopsida; Poales; Poaceae
Product: putative receptor-like protein kinase At3g47110
Exons: 4
Coding region: 1-3015 (1004 amino acids)
Biological process (GO): protein phosphorylation
Molecular function (GO): protein binding; ATP binding; protein kinase activity
Source: RefSeq, a predicted model, not a curated record